Molecule: messenger RNA, 2252 nt
Organism: Neocloeon triangulifer
Lineage: Eukaryota; Metazoa; Arthropoda; Insecta; Ephemeroptera; Baetidae
Exons: 9
Coding region: 153-1373 (406 amino acids)
Source: RefSeq, a predicted model, not a curated record
CCAUUGCCAUAUUUCCCUUCCUUCGCCCAAAGAGACGUAGACAGAGGCACCGUCGUAGUAAUUACAUUGUCAUCAGCAGCCAAGCAGCAAUCGACCUGCGUCGCCGCUGCUGAUGAGUGCCGAAGACCCUGUUCACUCGUGAUCACGCCGCCAUGGACUCGACGGCCAUCCUGAACCCCAUCGAGGAGGUGAAAAAGCUGCAGGAAAUGGUGCGACAACUGGAGCGCCAGAACGAGGAGCUGCGGAAGGGCGGCCCGAGUGGCGGCCUCGGCGAGAUGCAGGCGGCCAGACGGAGUGCCUCGGUCGACUCCCUGGUCGCCCUGGGCGACGACUGUUCGGACACCGAACAGACCUGGCUGUUCCGCAGCUCCCAAUUCGACGCCGCGGCCUCUGACCCUGAUCUUGACCUGUGGCUCCUGCAACUUCGGAGACAACUGGAUCGGGAACAACAGCAGUUGCAGAGAAACGCGGCCGCUGCCGACGCCGAGGACGUUGCCCCCAAACAACUGACAGAGCAGCGCCAGUUCGACACUCGCACAUUCACGCGGCCCAAAAAGCGCCUUCUUCCCCUCUCGGUGGCCAAAUCAAUGAACAGUAGCAGAAAUUCCUCUCAGGAAAACCUGUUGAUGGAACAGCAUAGUCGACAGCCUCGGGAGAGUAGCCUGCCCAGACACAAUUUGGACUCGACUUUCCAACUGCAUAGGGCGGAGGGCAGGAGCACGCCUGACAGAUUAUCCAACGGAAGGUUGACACCAUCGGGUUUGCCGAGAAGAAGUGUCGAAUCACAACUCAAUAGGACUUUUAACUUAGAUCAGUCUCACCAUAAUGAUCACCUAGAAGAAGAUCAAAUUAGUAGUGCCUCAGAUUCGAGCUUCUCGAGUAGCCACAGAGCUGCCCUGACAGCAGGAGAGGUCAAGACUCUUGCCAGAAUGCAGGAAGAAAGUCUGAAGUACAGCUCAACUCCCUACCAUAUCGAGAGCCGUGUUCUGUCACCCGAUUUGCCUUCCCCCAUCACCCGUAGCACCGAGGACUUCCAAUCUGAUCAUAGCUCCAGAAGUUCGAUGGUUGGCGAUUCACUUCAUUCCAGUCCCUCCGGAAGUCCAUACGGCUCAAAUCAGGCCCUUACUAAAGUGCCAGAUGGGAUGCUUAUUGGAAGUAACGAAACCCUCGACAGACCGCCUAGGCUCCUUAAGCAACGGGUGGAGGUAAGCGGUUUGGCCAGGCCGGUGCUCAACGGAAGAUCUCGGGGGUCGUCUCUAAUAAAGCCGCAGUGCCUGGUGCGUCCCGUGAUCAGUUCAGGCGAGAGCGGUAUUCCCCGGCCACAGGGGGUCUCAAGAAUUUCAAGAAUCCCGGCUCCUAGGACCAGGCUGUAAGUUUGUUUCUGCAAACUUCCUCAAAUUCAAGUUAUAUCCCGAAAGCUCCAAAAACUCAGGAGUGGAUGGACGGCUGUUACUAAUGGGCAAUAUCAAGUACAACUUACAAACCGCUUGAAAGACUGCAGACCACAACUCUGGCAGGUCUGAUUUGAUUGCCGAAUUUACUAGGGCCUUGUAAUUGUCCGCGCGCUUCUUAGAGAAAUCUGAAAAUUUUAACGCCCAAAGGUGCCAAAAAGAAAAUUGGAUCAAUAGGAAGUAGUUUUGGUAAUGUUUUGAAACUUUUAGGGUGCUUUGUUGAAUUAUAUGUAAACUGCGAGUUAAAAAGAAAACCUAUUGAUCAUUUGUUAGCCUGCAGUUUUUAAACAAAAUUUUCUCUGUGUUAUGCUCACAAAGAGCUGUCCUAUUUUAGUGAAGAAUUGUUCACUUUUUACAACAAUUUUGGCAAUGGUGACUGUUUUUGUACUCAAGAUUUCUGGACCGUUUUUUCUGUCUUUUGAGAAAUCGUCACAGUUCCUGUGCUUAUUCUUGUUUCCCAGCAACUCUUCUAUGGGUGCUUUUAGCCUUUGUUUUGGGCGAGAUUGUACGUACAUAAGCAAAUUGAGAGUUCAGCCUUAAUAUUUUUAAUAAUACUGAUUAACCGGAAUGCUCACACAGCGCGGGAGAAGAAACAAAACAUGAUGUAUUUUUAUAUGAGGAUAAGCACGCUGCUUUGCAGUCAUCUAACGCUAAGAUGUGUUUGAAGAAUAAUUAUUAAUGAAGUGAUCAUGCCAGAUUUAUUGUUCGGAAAACAGUAUUUUGAAAUUACCUAAUUUAUUGAACAUUUGUACUUUUAAGUUAAAACAAAAAUAAUAAAUUAAAUAAUUUUUUAAACCCUUA